AUGGAUACCAAAAAGGACCAAGAUGGUGGUGGAGAGGAUGACAUAAGUGUGAGGCUUAGUUCUUUGGGACAUUACAUCACUCGGGGUUUAAGGCAGCUCUAUGAGACCGGGCAGCUCUGUGAUGCCAUCCUGGUGGCUGAAGGAAAGAGUUUCCCCUGCCACAGGGCAUUGUUGGCCUCAUUCAGCCCAUACUUCCAUGCCAUGUUCACCAGGCCCUUUAGAGAAUGCUGGGAAAGGCGAGUUGUGUUGGAAGAGAUGGCUUCUUCCGUCCUUCAGAGAAUUCUAUGUUAUCUCUACACGAGGGAGCUCUUCCUUACACCAGAGACUGCUCAAGAUCUCUUCACAGCAGCUAGCAGGCUUGUCAUCCUCCCACUACAGGAGAUUAUUGGAAGAUUCCUUGCUGACAGCAUUUGUAUGGACAGUUGCCUAGGGAUUUAUGCUCUGGCGUAUUCUCACAACCACCAUGCUUUGCUCCGUGUGGCCACACACCACAUCACCUUGAACUUUGAGUCCCUUUCUGAACAUGGGGCCUUUCCAGGGCUGGAUCUCAGUACAGUGGUCAGCAUUCUCUCCUCAGACAAACUGCUUGUGUCUUCUGAGCUGACCGUCUACCAUGCCGUUCAGCACUGGGUGAGGUCUCAGCCAGCUGAGCAUCUCUCACUGAUCAAGAAGCUGAUGGGACAGGUCCGCCUCCCCCUUCUAACAUCUGAAGAGGUCACAACAGUCCAGAAGGAUAUCAUUGCAGAGUACGGGCAUGCUCAUUUGCAGUGGGAACAGCUGGAUGGAGCAGGUCGGCUGCUGAAGAGCGGGGGCCUCAGGCAUGGCAUGUAUGAUGACUGGAUUGUGAGCUUGGGCCUCUUUGUAAGCAACAUGCAAGGAGGAGUCGUUGAGCGCUUGAAGACUCACUUCCUGGGAUUCAACCUACAGAUGGAAAGUUGGGAGGAGAUCCCACCAUUGAUGUAUCUCGAUUCCUCCGGUUUCUUGUCCGUGGGGCACAAACUCUAUGUCUCUGGAGGGCAAAAGCUCAAUGGCUCUGUUUUAGGCCAUUUGCAUGAGUUUGAUGCCCUCACGGGCCGGUGGAUGCAGUUGCCUUCCAUGUCUGUACCCCGGAGAGAACAUGGCUUUCUAGCAUGUAAGCAGAAAUUGUACGCCCUGGGAGGGCGAAGUGGCCGAAGCGUGCUUGACUCUGCAGAAAGUUUUGACCUCGUGCAGGAGUCCUGGUCACCCAUUGCUAACCUGCCAUUUGCAGUGAGUCAUUUUGCCUCUGCCACACUGAAAAUCAAGCUGUACCUGAUUGGUGGGUUCUCUCACACCAGGGCGAGCGGCCUCGCUCACAGGGGCAUUCUGAUUUAUGACACGAGCAUCAAUGUGUGGAGCCAGGUGCCACUGGCUUUCCAGUGUUACAAAUCAACGGCUGUGGCCAUGAACAAUGGGAUCUUUGUCAUUGGUGGACUGGUGGAGGAGAGCAGCCAACGGGAGACGCCCGGCACCGUCAUCCGAGCUCUGAUCUCUGGCACCCAUAAAUGCUUCUUCCUCAGCAAGGAUGGCACUGUGAGCCAGGACGUUGCCAUCCCAGAACUUCCCAUCCUGGUCUUACCACCGUGCGCAGUGCAGUGGCAGAGAAGGAUCCAUGUCCUGGUAGGGAACACGAUUUACCAGUGGAAGCCCGGAGAGCCGAGCUGGACUAGGAGUCGGAAAAGUGCUCCCAACACAAGAGUGACAUUCUUAACUGUCGUUAAUGGUGUGACGCUGAGGGUACCCAAGAAAACUCUGCAGCCCCUCUUACAAGAAGCCUCAGCAGCCUUGACAGCAGUUUGGGUGGCUGAUAAUUAA
Elgaria multicarinata webbii is the source of this 1833-nucleotide messenger RNA. Its product is annotated as kelch-like protein 6. The transcript is spliced from 4 exons. Lineage: Eukaryota; Metazoa; Chordata; Lepidosauria; Squamata; Anguidae. The record is from RefSeq and is a predicted model, not a curated record. Bases 1 to 1833 code for a protein of 610 amino acids. Gene Ontology annotation, molecular function: protein binding.